Molecule: messenger RNA, 3053 nt
Organism: Oxyura jamaicensis (ruddy duck)
Lineage: Eukaryota; Metazoa; Chordata; Aves; Anseriformes; Anatidae
Gene: ZDHHC17
Product: zinc finger DHHC-type palmitoyltransferase 17
Exons: 17
Coding region: 90-1958 (622 amino acids)
Biological process (GO): protein palmitoylation
Cellular component (GO): Golgi membrane
Molecular function (GO): protein binding; palmitoyltransferase activity
Source: RefSeq, a predicted model, not a curated record
UGCCCUCAGCCGGCGGCGGGGGCGGGCGGGGCCGGCCGGCGGCGCGCGCGCAGCACCCGGCAUGCAGCGGGCGGCGGGCUCGCUCCAAGAUGGCGGCGCCGCUGGAGGAGUACGAGAAGGAGGCGGGCUGCGUGCCCAUCCUGCACCCCGAGGAAAUAAAGCCUCAAAGCCAUUACAACCACGGAUACAGUGAAUCUCUUGCACGGAAAAGCCACAUUGAUGAUUACAGCACUUGGGACAUCGUCAAAGCCACACAGUAUGGAAUAUAUGAACGAUGUAGAGAGUUGGUGGAAGCAGGUUAUGAUGUACGACAACCAGACAAAGAAAACGUAACGCUUCUCCACUGGGCUGCAAUCAACAACAGGAUAGAUCUGGUGAAAUACUAUAUAUCAAAAGGUGCUAUCGUUGAUCAGCUUGGAGGAGAUCUAAAUUCUACCCCACUUCACUGGGCAACAAGACAGGGUCACUUAUCCAUGGUUGUACAGCUGAUGAAAUAUGGUGCAGAUCCGUCGCUAAUUGAUGGAGAAGGAUGUAGCUGUAUUCAUUUGGCUGCCCAGUUUGGACAUACAUCAAUUGUUGCUUACCUGAUAGCAAAGGGACAGGAUGUGGAUAUGAUGGAUCAAAAUGGAAUGACACCUCUAAUGUGGGCAGCUUACAGAACACAUAGUGUGGAUCCAACGCGAUUACUACUUACGUUUAAUGUUUCUGUUAAUCUUGGAGACAAAUAUCACAAAAACACAGCAUUGCACUGGGCUGUGCUUGCGGGAAAUACUACAGUUAUUAGUCUUCUGUUAGAAGCUGGAGCUAAUGUUGAUUCUCAGAAUAUAAAGGGAGAAUCACCACUUGAUCUAGCAAAACAGAGGAAAAACGUUUGGAUGAUCAAUCACCUACAAGAAGCAAGACAGGCUAAGGGAUAUGACAGUCCAUCCUUUCUGAGAAAACUAAAAGCUGAUAAGGAAUUCCGUCAGAAGGUGAUGCUGGGAACUCCUUUCCUAGUUAUUUGGCUGGUUGGGUUCAUAGCAGACCUAGACAUUGAUUCUUGGCUCAUUAAAGGGCUGAUGUAUGGUGGCGUUUGGGCUAUGGUGCAGUUUCUUUCAAAGUCAUUCUUUGAUCACUCUAUGCACAGUGCAUUGCCUCUUGGAAUAUACUUGGCCACAAAAUUCUGGAUGUAUGUGACGUGGUUCUUCUGGUUUUGGAAUGAUCUCAAUUUUUUCUUUAUACACCUUCCGUUCCUUGCUAAUAGUGUUGCACUUUUCUACAAUUUUGGAAAAUCCUGGAAAUCUGAUCCGGGAAUCAUCAAAGCCACAGAAGAACAAAAGAAAAAGACAAUAGUAGAACUUGCAGAGACGGGAAGUCUGGACCUCAGUAUAUUCUGCAGUACAUGCUUGAUACGGAAGCCAGUGAGGUCCAAACAUUGUGGUGUAUGCAAUCGAUGUAUAGCAAAGUUUGAUCACCACUGCCCGUGGGUGGGUAACUGCGUAGGAGCAGGGAACCAUCGCUAUUUUAUGGGAUACCUGUUCUUCCUCCUAUUUAUGAUCUGCUGGAUGAUUUAUGGGUGUAUCUCUUACUGGGGUUUCCACUGUGAGACAAGUUAUGCAAAGGAUGGAUUUUGGACCUAUAUUACACAGAUUGCUACCUGUUCUCCUUGGAUGUUUUGGAUGUUUCUAAACAGUGUUUUUCACUUCAUGUGGGUGGCUGUGUUACUCAUGUGUCAGAUGUAUCAGAUAUCUUGCUUAGGAAUCACUACAAAUGAAAGAAUGAAUGCAAGACGAUACAAGCACUUUAAAGUUACAACCACGUCUAUUGAAAGCCCAUUCAACCAUGGAUGUAUAAGGAACAUUAUAGACUUCUUUGAAUUCAGAUGCUGUGGUCUUUUUCGGCCUGUCAUCGUGGACUGGACAAGGCAGUACACAAUUGAAUAUGACCAAACUUCAGGAUCAGGCUACCAGCUAGUGUAGCACCACCUUCGUCCUGUGAGCAUAUCAUAUCUGAGUGGUGCCUGAAAAUUUUUCUCUCUCUCUCUCGAAUCCACAUCCCUUGAAGAGUCGCAUGCUAUGUGUAGGGCUGGUGAUGAAUCUUAAGGUACCUGCUCUUCAUCAGAGUUUUAUUAACAAGAGUGAAAAUGGACAGAAUAAACUGCCAAACCUGAUAUGGAAGAGGAGGAAGAUCAAAAAGGGAUUUUAACAGUUCUUAACAUGAGAAUUAUUCGCAACAGCAUAUUCACAGUAUUUGUUGUUGGUUUUUUAUUUAAGAUCUUUCACAAUGGAGCAUGAGUUUACUGAAGUAUCGACAUAAGUAGUUACGUUGUGCUGAGCAGAAAAAUUCAUUUCCCAAUACGAAUAAUUCCACUGAAACAAGAAUUUAGAAUAUAAAGCUAAAUUUCAUGAUGCAGAGUUCACUGAUCGCUAUGGUGUAGUUCCUGUAAUGUGAUUUUUUUAAUACAGAUUUUCUGUAGUAUUAUGUACAUUGAAAAAUGUGCUUUUCAAUACUGUGAAAAACAUCAUGUGGUGGGAAUCCCCUGUAAUGUGUUAGCAGUAGGGCACAUCAGAUAAUGGUUUUAAAAAGAAAGAAGAACUGCCCACGUUUUUUGGUGAAUUUUACUGUCACCAGUUACUGGUACAGCUAAGUACUUGUGAAGACCCUGUUCUGAGAUUAUAUAGUCUGAAACAAAUGAUUGUGCAAGUAAGAAAAGCUCUUCUGUCAAAGUUAAAGCCCUGCUUAAAUGCAUGAUACACCUGUAAAGCUAGGUUAUAUAACGUUCAGGAAAAAAGUGGAGAAACUUCAUUAUCUUUGAAGUAAAUGUAUCAACAACUUACAAAGUAGCAGUGUUUCAGUACUAGGUUUGGUCCCCAUACAGUACAGUGUGGUGUAAUUGCAGACACGUUCAAAGAGAAAUUGCAUGGGGGAAACCAAAGGUGUGAAAGCAAAAAUCUGUUAUAAAAAGACAAGAGGAAAUAGCUUUUAACUGACUGCAACUGCAGAAGAAGAAACUAGAGUCAUCCGAGUUAUACUUACUUUGUUUGGAUGUAAAAUGAUGGAAAACUUAAAAAAAA